AUGAAGGAGAACGUUGUCCUCCCAUCUGAAGGAGCCCACGGUGAACGCGAUGGUACCGCGACGGCGACCUGCUACUGUGGAGCCGUGCAAAUCAAAGUCCCGACCGAAGGCGAGGGACUGGUCGACACUUUCAUCUGCCACUGCACCGACUGCCGCAAGAUCACCGCUAGCAUGUUUGCAUCCAACUUUGUAGUCAAAGACUCGCACCUCAAGCACGUCCGCGGCGAAGACAAGCUGACCCGCUUUCGCCAAAAAGAUACCAUUGCCACAGGCAAUUACAUGGAGAACAGUUUCUGCAGCGUGUGUGGCACGCUAUUGUACCGCCGCAGCUCUGGCUACCCUGGCAUGAGCAUUCCGCGUAUUGGCACGAUCGACGACUUUGCACUGCAGGAGACCAAGUUCAAGCCCAGGAUCGAGACGUUCGAGAAGGAUAGGUGUGCGUGGUUGAAGCCAGCGAGCGUGGACGAACACGUUGAUGGAGCGUUUUAUACCGGUGGAAAGGAGUGGAAGAGUAUCCAUGAUGGUGUUGGUGGCAAGGGGAAUUAG
Messenger RNA from Didymella exigua CBS 183.55, 546 nucleotides. RefSeq lists its product as uncharacterized. Lineage: Eukaryota; Fungi; Ascomycota; Dothideomycetes; Pleosporales; Didymellaceae. The transcript is spliced from 2 exons. Gene Ontology annotation, molecular function: carbon-sulfur lyase activity. The record is from RefSeq and is a predicted model, not a curated record. The coding region runs from base 1 to 546 and encodes 181 amino acids.